AUGCCAGCCCCGCCAUGCGCCGUCUGCCACGCUGCACGUGCCGCCCUCCGCCGCCCGCGUUCGGGACAAGCGCUGUGCGGUCCCUGUUUCUGUGCCGCCUUCGAGGCCGAAGUGCUGCACACAGUGCUGGCGGGCAGUCUGCUGCCCCCCGGGGCCGUGGUGGCCGUAGGCGCCUCGGGCGGCAAAGACUCCACAGUGCUGGCGCACGUGCUGCGGGAGCUGGCGCCACGCCUGGGCAUCUCGCUGCAACUUGUGGCUGUGGAUGAGGGCAUCGGCGGCUACCGGGACGCAGCGCUGGCGGCUGUGCGGCGCCAGGCGGCGCGCUGGGAGCUCCCGCUCACUGUCGUGGCCUAUGCUGACCUCUUCGGGGGCUGGACAAUGGACGCCGUGGCGCGCAGCACGGCGGGUUCGGGCCGAAGCCGAGCCUGCUGUACCUUCUGUGGAGUGCUGCGACGCAGGGCGCUGGAGGAAGGAGCACGCCUCGUUAGGGCCACGCACAUCGUGACAGGCCACAACGCUGACGACAUGGCGGAGACCGUGCUCAUGAACUUCCUGCGGGGCGAUACCGGGCGGCUGGCACGCGGCGGAGGCCUGGGCUCUCCGGGCGAGGGGGGCGCGCUGCCCCGCUGCCGCCCCCUACAGCUGGCCUCGCAGAAGGAGGUGGUGCUGUACGCGCACUUUCGCCGCCUGGACUACUUUUCGGAGGAGUGUGUGUACGCGCCCGAGGCCUUCCGCGCCCACGCCCGAGACCUGCUCAAGAGCCUGGAGGCUGCACGGCCAUCGGUGGUGCUGGACCUCGUGCACUCGGCCGAGCACCUGGCACUGGCCCCCACCGCGCAGCCCCCGCCCCCCGGCGCCUGCACCCGCUGCGGGGCGCUGGCCAGCCGCUCCCUCUGCCAGGCCUGCGCGCUGCUGGACGGGCUGGACCGGGGCCGGCCGCGCCUGGCCAUCGGCAAGGGCCGCCGAGGGCUGGACGAAGGGGCACCACGAGCCCGGGCCCAGCCUCCUCCAGCUGCUGUUCUGCCUGACUUCUAGCGCUUGGGGUGCUCCGGCCGGGGUC
Chrysochloris asiatica (Cape golden mole) is the source of this 1060-nucleotide messenger RNA. RefSeq names its product cytoplasmic tRNA 2-thiolation protein 1-like. Gene Ontology annotation, biological process: tRNA wobble position uridine thiolation. The record is from RefSeq and is a predicted model, not a curated record. NCBI's taxonomy places the organism in Eukaryota, Metazoa, Chordata, Mammalia, Afrosoricida, Chrysochloridae. Bases 1 to 1035 code for a protein of 344 amino acids. The transcript is spliced from 2 exons. Gene Ontology annotation, cellular component: mitochondrion; cytosolic tRNA wobble base thiouridylase complex. Gene Ontology annotation, molecular function: tRNA binding.